CUCUCCGUUCGCAACUACCCGCAUCGAUUCUUUCCGAAACUGUACCAGGAAGUUGUGAACUUCUUCACGAUUGGAGCCCUCGCAGAUGCAGCUGACUUCCUUUCCACUUGCACCGCGUAUUUCGGAGAUGCCACUUUUGCGGAGGCCUACUUAAGGCCUCACUCGUACUCCUUCUUGUAGCACAUGCUUGCAUGUGAUCCCGUAAAAAUCUUGAUGUCACUUGUCACAUAAUCCAUCUUGUUUUACUUUUAGCCCAUUUGUAAGGAGGUGUAGAAGUUUUCAAGAAGAAAAAGAACGAAAGCAGACCACGAGUUGUGAAUUGAUGGACUUCUGUAGUGAGUUCUAACCUACGCACGAACGGGAAGGAACGUGUCGAUCUGGAUCUCUUCCAAUUUCUCGAAAGAACUCCCCAGAUGCGUGAUGCUGAAUCACAUCACCAUUAAGGCUCCUGUACAUAUUAUAAAUACACAUACGCCAAUAAGGAAAUGCUGAGGAUAACCAUAUCCAAGACUUACCUUGAUCCUAGGCCGAAGAGGGUUACCAUCGCCAUCAAGGUUUAGGAUCGAAUUUUUCUAGUACCACUAAGGGUCGUUAGGUGGGUCAUUCCUUUUCACCAAGGGUCAGGAUGUGUCUAAUACCACUCCACGUGUUGUGUUACCAUUGCCUCUUCGAAUUUUUGUGUCUAAUACCACUCCACGGGUUAAUAACAUUGCCUCUUCGAAUUGUUGUGUCUAAUACCACCCCACGGGUUACGAUUGCCUCAGCAAUCGCGACGAGCUGCGCUGCGCCAGGAAUCAUGCAUCCGCGAGGCUUGGUCGAGAAGAAGCAGCGUUCAAGCGGGCCUCCGAUUUUGAGUCCGUUUCACGCUUUGGGGCAGAGGUUUUGGGACGGAAGUAUAAUUAUGCUGGGUGUAGGGGAGCGUUCAUCUUGAAUAAAGAAGUUGUCAUCUAGAAGAACAAGACUACAAGAAGAACAAGACUACAAAAAGAAUAUUACUACCAUGAGAAGUACAAGGUACUUCUCGCCAGAUGAUAUUUUUACCUUAUUUAAGAUGAAUUUCAAUUUCCUACGCCUGUGUCUAAGAUAACAGCAGAAGUCCCGAAGGAGUAUCUGCGAAGCAGUUUUGGUUGCACACAGUUUAUAGUCUCGCAAGUGAACCCGCACAUCACACCUGUUCUGCAGUUACAGAAACAAUGUGAAGAUUACGAUCUUCUCAAUAACAGCAACAUAGCGCCCUCUUCGUCUUCAUCAGGGACGAACAGCGACAGAAGACGGAGCACCUUGGUCUCGUCUUUAGCAUCCAAUAACAUUAGCAAUACUUCUUCUAGACAAGAAGAGCCUGCUGGAGAAGAACAUCGACAUGAAGAUCUACUUAGGGGGGAAUCAGAACUACGAAGGAGACGUGGCCCUUCAUCAUCACGUUUAGCUGCUUCAGCUGCAUCACGACCACGACCGACAACUACAUUUAAAGCAGGAGAAGCCUUUUUACGUGAGAAAAAGCUGGAGGAAACCAAAGACGCGGACAAUCUAUCGCCAAAGCAACAGGAGUACAAGAACACAGUUCUUGGCGGAGAUCAUACUAGUGGUAGUUCUAACAACACAUCAACAAUUGGAGAUCGUACCAGGAGUAGUAUAAGUACUACCUCUAGUAAGAACAAGACUAAAGAAAAAGCCAGCACAGUAGAUUCAAAUACAACUGGAGAACUACAAAAGCGAAGAGGCGUUUGUGGCUUCUGCUGGAAUCACUGCAGGCGACGUAUGUAUUCCCACUACCUGCGGACACAGCGGAUUCAAGUGGCGGUCUUCUCAGAUUUACAAGAAAGAACAGGCGUGCUCGCAGAAAACAACCUCGUUCCAAGCUUUACGGAUCUAUUCAAAGGUUUAAAAAAGCGAUCUGAUAAACGAAGAUACAACAGAUUAAAUCUAGAAAGUGUCAUAAGCAGAUGAAUUGCAAUGGCAAUCGCUCAAGUAGAUGAAGAACGAACAACUGCUCAGUCUGUUGCCGUCGUCGCUAGAAACUUCAUCUCACAGAAGAUGAAUUCCAAUUCCCUUCACUUCCGUUUAACACCGUUGUUCAUGAUUCCUGUGUGCUCAUAUGGAUGAUAGAUUUGGAGCAAGCAUUCGUACCUCAUCGCUCGCAGGUCGUGGAGCUGCGCGUUGGUUUCCUAUAAUUAGUCUCAACAGUCUCAGUCUAGUCUCUAUAAUUUCUCAUUUUUACCACUACCGUCGGUCGCAGGAUAAACUUGAUGGUUCUAACUCCUUUUUCGGUCGCCAUGUUCGGGGUAUGGUUGCUGCCGGGAGACAGCGAUGGAGCGAGACAGGGGAAGGGAUAACAAUCUUUCCGCUACCUGAGGACGCCAUAGGAUUCGCUGCUUCCGUGAAAGAGGCAGUCACGAACCCUGACAUCGAAGAUCUAUGAUGGCACUGAUUGAGAACGAAGAGCAAGGGCCGCAGGGAGUCAUUGUCAAUGUCUUCCACGGUGGGGAAGUACGGAAUGUCUACUUCCCCAUGGAGUUGAAGUGGGGAGCGCGGAAACGGAAUGUCUUCCACGGUGGGGAAGUACGGAAUGUCUUCCCCAAGAAGGGGGAAGCAGAAUAAAUAAGAUCAGGGGAGGACUAUGUAUUUAAUGAUCUACUUCCCUUGUGGUCUCUAUAAUUGGCUCAAUCAGUGGCAUCAUUCAGAAGAUAUGGAGAGGUACUACAGAAUCGGAGACCGCAUGGCCAGGCAUCGAACUACAGAUCUCAAGAGACUGCUGGAAGCGGAAUACAGUUUGGCACGGGCAAUGAGCAGAUUGAGCUCAUUGUAGAAGUUCUCUCGAUGUUGAGCAGAUUGAGCUCAUUGUAGAAAAUUCGAUGGCGCGGGCAAUGAAGAGCAGGGUGCGGUCAUUGUAGAAAAUUUGAUGGCACGGGCAAUGAAGAGCAGGGAGGUGCGGUCAUUGUAGAAAAUUCGAUGGCACGGGCAAUGAAGAGCAGGGUGCUGUCAUUGUAGAAAAUUUGAUGGGACGGGCAAUGGUGAGCAUUGACGUUGAUGAGCUCGCUGUAGAAGUUGAGGAAGUACUAGGAUAUGAGGAUGAUUUAGGGCCAUCGGUAGUGUCAGGAUUAUAGACAUCAGGUGAACCAGAUGAACCAAGUUCAUUCAGCACAAAUUUUUCCAGUUUUUUUACUAUCUACGUACAAACCUGGGUCUAAUAUUUUCUGUAGCCACCUUGUUCUUGUAUAUUACUUGUACUUGAUGAUGCUGGUACUUCUCUUGUUUUUUUGAUCAACACUUUGGUUUCUUUCCUAGGUAACUAGGUCCGGCGACAAUCUGCAAAGCCCAAAUACUUCAAGAACAGGGCAAGUGUUUGAUGUGCAUUCUUCAAGAAUCGUGCUUGGUGGUGGUGGCCUACCAUGUCACGAAGAUGUUCCUGAGAUUGAUGAAGAAACUCAAUCAAGGACGAGGUAUCCGCAGGACAUGUUCUGCUUGUUGUAGCGUCAUCGUGGC
Messenger RNA from Amoebophrya sp. A25, 3483 nucleotides. The record is from the annotation of a GenBank genome assembly. NCBI's taxonomy places the organism in Eukaryota, Dinophyceae, Syndiniales, Amoebophryaceae.